CGGAGGCGGCGGCGGCUCCCGGGCGGCGGGCGGCGGGCGGCGGGCGAGCGGGCGAGCGGGCGGCGGCGGCCCGACUGCAGUCCCGGCGGAGCGAGCGGGCCGGGCCGGGCCCGAGCCGGCGCCAUGGGCGGGGGGCGGCGCGGCGAGUGAGCCCGGCGGCCGGGCCGAGGCGGCGGCGGCGGCGGGAGCGGCCGAGGCGGCGGGAGGAGGCCGCCAAGAUGGCGGACCUGGAGGCGGUGCUGGCCGACGUGAGCUACCUGAUGGCCAUGGAGAAGAGCAAGGCCACGCCGGCCGCCCGCGCCAGCAAGAAGAUCCUGCUGCCCGAGCCCAGCAUCCGCAGUGUCAUGCAGAAAUACCUGGAGGACCGGGGCGAGGUGACCUUUGAGAAGAUCUUCUCCCAGAAGCUGGGGUACCUGCUCUUCCGCGACUUCUGCCUGAAGCACCUGGAGGAGGCCAAGCCCCUGGUGGAGUUCUAUGAGGAGAUCAAGAAAUACGAGAAGCUGGAGACGGAGGAGGAGCGCCUGGCCUGCAGCCGGGAAAUCUUCGACACCUACAUCAUGAAGGAGCUCUUAGCCUGCUCGCACCCCUUCUCAAAAAGUGCCACCGAGCAUGUCCAGAGCCACUUGGUGAAGAAGCAGGUGCCCCCUGACCUCUUUCAGCCGUACAUCGAAGAGAUUUGUCAGAACCUCCGAGGGGACGUAUUCCAGAAAUUCAUCGAGAGCGACCGGUUCACGCGCUUCUGCCAGUGGAAAAACGUGGAGCUCAACAUCCAUCUGACCAUGAAUGACUUCAGCGUGCACCGCAUCAUCGGGCGAGGGGGCUUUGGUGAGGUCUACGGCUGCCGCAAGGCCGACACUGGCAAGAUGUACGCCAUGAAGUGUCUGGACAAGAAGCGCAUCAAGAUGAAGCAGGGGGAGACGCUGGCCCUGAACGAGCGCAUCAUGCUCUCUCUCGUCAGCACCGGGGACUGCCCGUUCAUCGUGUGCAUGUCCUAUGCCUUCCACACGCCCGACAAGCUCAGCUUCAUCCUGGACCUCAUGAACGGCGGGGACCUGCACUACCACCUGUCCCAGCACGGCGUCUUCUCUGAGGCCGACAUGCGUUUCUACGCGGCUGAGAUCAUCCUGGGCCUGGAGCACAUGCACAACCGCUUCGUGGUCUACCGUGACCUGAAGCCAGCCAACAUCCUCCUGGAUGAGCACGGCCACGUACGCAUCUCAGACCUCGGCCUGGCCUGCGACUUCUCCAAGAAGAAGCCCCACGCCAGCGUGGGCACCCAUGGGUACAUGGCCCCCGAGGUGCUGCAGAAGGGCGUUGCCUACGACAGCAGUGCAGACUGGUUCUCCCUGGGCUGCAUGCUCUUCAAGCUGCUGCGGGGGCACAGCCCCUUUCGGCAGCACAAGACCAAAGACAAGCACGAGAUCGACCGCAUGACACUGACCAUGGCGGUGGAGCUGCCGGACUCCUUCUCCCCCGAGCUGUGCUCCCUGCUGGAAGGGCUGUUGCAGAGAGACGUCAACCGCAGGCUGGGCUGCCUGGGCCGGGGGGCUCAGGAGGUGAAGGAGAGCCCCUUCUUCCACUCACUCGACUGGCAGAUGGUCUUCUUACAGAAGUACCCGCCCCCCCUGAUCCCCCCUCGAGGGGAGGUGAAUGCGGCCGACGCCUUUGACAUCGGCUCGUUUGACGAGGAGGACACCAAAGGAAUCAAGUUGCUGGACAGCGACCAGGAGCUCUACCGCAACUUCCCCCUCACCAUCUCGGAGCGCUGGCAGCAGGAGGUGGCGGAGACCGUGUUUGAUGCCAUCAACACGGAGACCGACCGGCUGGAGGCGCGCAGGAAGACCAAGAACAAGCUGCUGGGCCACGAGGAGGACUACGCCCUGGGCAAGGACUGCAUCGUGCACGGCUACAUGUCCAAGAUGGGCAACCCCUUCCUCACCCAGUGGCAGCGGCGCUACUUCUACCUGUUCCCCAACCGGCUUGAGUGGCGGGGUGAGGGCGAGGCCCCGCAGAGCCUGCUGACCAUGGAGGAGAUCCAGUCUGUGGAGGAGACGCAGAUCAAGGAGCGCAAGUGUCUGCUGCUCAAGAUCCGUGGGGGGAAGCAGUUCGUGCUGCAGUGCGAUAGCGACCCCGAGCUGGUGCAGUGGAAGAAGGAGUUGCGUGACGCCUACCGCGAGGCCCAGCAGCUGGUGCAGCGGGUGCCCAAGAUGAAGAACAAGCCCCGCUCGCCCGUGGUGGAGCUGAGCAAGGUGCCCCUCAUCCAGCGGGGCAGCGCCAACGGCCUCUGAGCGCCCAACGCCGCCCGCCUGCCUUUUAUGAACCUCUAAUUUAUUUCGUCGGAUUUUUAUUAUGUGUUUUCCCGCCAAGCGGAAAAGGUUUUAUUUUGUAAUUAUUGUGACUUCCUGUGGCCCCAGCCCGGCCCGGCCCCCAGCAAGGGCCCCGCUCGCCUUGGCUCCCGCUGCUGCCACCACCCCCACCCCACCCCGCCCCGCUGACUAGCUGCUCUCAGCCCUGCCCCUGGGGGCCACCUGCUCCUGGGGUGUGAGGGCAGCCCUCCCAGCCCUUCCCGGGUAUGCCCCGCCCAGCUGUGCCACCUCAGGCUCUGUGGGCAUGACUGGGCAGCCAGUGUCCCCCCCAGUACCCGGGAGGUCUAGUGGAAGAGGGGCCCUCCUGGCCCCCAGCCCCAGGGCGAGCCGCCAUGACUUAGGCUCCUGUGUCCUGGGUCAUUGAUUUGGGGAGCAAGUGCCCCAUGGCCCCAGGCUCCCCUGGGGCGGCACUGGCAGCUGGGAGGCUCACCGCCGUGAGUGGCACCCUCUUGUUGCCAGCUCCUGGGCUCAGGGACCACAGAAACCUGGGGUUGCACCAUGCGGCCUGGGCAGGCCCCCGGUCCCCAGGCUGGGAGAGGCCUUGAGCGUCCAGGCCCACGAGGGGCCGGCCUGGGUGGUGCGAGAGAGGGGUGUGCGGGCCUACCCCCCAGGCCAGUCAGUGCCCUCCAGGGCAUCCACCCCCAUGUCCUGUCAGUGCCACUGCCCGCUGGGCACCACCUCGCCCGCCGCAUGCCCCCUUGUGCCAGUCGCGCUGCGUGUGUGGUGUCGCGCCCCCACCCUCCACCCCCCCCGUGGAGGGGUGUGCCCACCCCUUCCAUCUCCACAGCUCCUGGGGUGUCUCGCCGAUUUUUGAAUGUGAUUUUAAAGAAUGGAAAUGAAAUUAUGCGUUUUUAUAAAAAAUGGUGCCUGAC
Molecule: messenger RNA, 3238 nt
Organism: Erinaceus europaeus (western European hedgehog)
Lineage: Eukaryota; Metazoa; Chordata; Mammalia; Eulipotyphla; Erinaceidae
Gene: GRK2
Product: G protein-coupled receptor kinase 2
Exons: 21
Coding region: 219-2288 (689 amino acids)
Biological process (GO): protein phosphorylation; regulation of signal transduction; G protein-coupled receptor signaling pathway
Molecular function (GO): G protein-coupled receptor kinase activity; G protein-coupled receptor binding; ATP binding
Source: RefSeq, a predicted model, not a curated record